Messenger RNA from Zymoseptoria tritici IPO323, 1258 nucleotides. RefSeq lists its product as uncharacterized. Gene Ontology annotation, molecular function: hydrolase activity, acting on ester bonds. The transcript is spliced from 2 exons. The record is from RefSeq and is a predicted model, not a curated record. NCBI's taxonomy places the organism in Eukaryota, Fungi, Ascomycota, Dothideomycetes, Mycosphaerellales, Mycosphaerellaceae. The coding region runs from base 1 to 1248 and encodes 415 amino acids. Gene Ontology annotation, biological process: phospholipid catabolic process.
AUGGUCACCAACGUUGCUCUCCUGGCUUUGGGCGCCGUGUGUGCCUGGGCGCAAACAUCUGAUGCCGCAUCCGAGACCAAUGAGCCGAACAAAUACACUGCCACCGACGCUGCUGCAGUGUCCGCAGCUCAAGCCACUGCUCCAACAUACAGCGGUACACCACAGUCUCAGUACAAGCAAGGCAAAGUGUUCGACAGAUUCGUCGAGAUCUGGCUCGAAAACACAGACUACGACAAGGCUGCCGGCGAUUCUAACCUCGCAUACUUGGCCAGCAAGGGGAUCACACUUACCAACUAUUUCGCUGUGACCCACCCGUCUGAGCCCAACUAUGUCGCAUCUAUUGGAGGUGAUAAUUUUGGAAUGGACAAUGAUAACUUCAACCAAGUUGCGGACAACACAUCUACGGUGGUCGAUCUGCUGGAGGACAAGGGCAUCUCGUGGGGCACGUAUCAAGAGGAUAUGCCAUUCAGCGGUUUCGAGGGCAAGGCCUGGGUCAAUCAGAAGACCAAGGCGAACGACUACGUCCGCAAACACAACCCACCGGUCAUCUACAACGCCAACACCUCCCAAAGACGCCUGUCAUACCAGAAGAACCUCACUCAGUUCUACGUGGAUCUCAACAACCAGAGACUCCCGCAAUGGUCGUUUAUUACUCCAAACAUGACUUCUGAUGGCCACGACACUUCUGUGACUACGGCCGGUACCUGGUCACGCAAUUUCCUCGACCCGCUGCUCUCGAAUGACUACUUCAACAGCAGGACAUUGGUUCUCCUGACAUUCGAUGAGAAUCACACGUACAACACCGGAAAUCGUGUCUUCAGCAUCCUGCUCGGAGGAGCCGUCCCAGACUCUCUACAAGGCACAAAGGAUACCCAGUUCUAUAACCACUACUCGGACAUCGCUACCGUGGAAGCUAAUUGGGACUUGCACACGCUCGGACGAUGGGACGUCGGCGCCAACGUCUUCAAGCUCGUUGCAGACACAACGGGUGACACCUACACCUCUUGGGACGCCGUGACUGGUGACAAUCCGAGCGUGUUCUUGAACGGCUCGUUCUCGGGACCCUUCAGCAGCAGCCAGAAGAACGCAUAUCCGGUUCCCAACACGAAUGCGAAGUCUCCGUCGACCGGCCGCACGGUUCUGCCUAGCAUUGUCGACAAGUACUCUUCUCAGCAGUCGUCCAAGAACAUGUACUAUAAUAAUGGAGUUAUGAUCCCGGACGGGCAACAUCCUCCUCAGGGGUAUUGAUACAAAAGAU